Molecule: messenger RNA, 435 nt
Organism: Melitaea cinxia (Glanville fritillary)
Lineage: Eukaryota; Metazoa; Arthropoda; Insecta; Lepidoptera; Nymphalidae
Exons: 2
Coding region: 1-435 (144 amino acids)
Source: RefSeq, a predicted model, not a curated record
AUGCUGUGUCCCGAAGGAGCUCAAUUUCAAAAUGAGAACUCUAUGAAAAAUGAAGAAGAUUCUUGUAAUAAGAAAAGCAAUAUACCAAAUGAAGGCACAGGAAACUUAGAAUUAAAAUCGUACAAAACGACUAAAAGCUGGAAAAAAUCUAUUACAAAUUUUUUUCGUAAUCAACUGCGAUCUACUAAGUCAAAUGAUGGAGAUUUACCUUCGGGGAGUAAAGAAAAAUUCGAGGAAAAAGAGAUAGCUCCGGAACAAAAAUGGCAAUCUUUGGGUAAGGUGUUUAGACGUCAAAGUUUUGCAGAGCACUGGCAGAAAUCACCUUCGCAGCAAGGAGAAAAUUCUGCUCAAAACAAGCGUCAUGCUGUUCGCAAAGUGCUUUCCAGUUAUUUUGGAAAGUCUGAAAAAUGUAAAUCUGAAACAAAUGAAAAUUAA